Molecule: messenger RNA, 1271 nt
Organism: Cuscuta epithymum
Lineage: Eukaryota; Viridiplantae; Streptophyta; Magnoliopsida; Solanales; Convolvulaceae
Source: the annotation of a GenBank genome assembly
AACAUAAAUCAAAAGUGUACUCACAAAACAAAACAAACCCUGAUGGCUCUCAAACAAGCUAUGUGGAAGUGGAGGCCUCUUGCGGCGGCGGCGGCGGCAUGUGCUAGGUCGAAGAUGUUUUCAUCAUCAUCUCUUAGUAUUCUGUAUGGUCCUGAGAGUGCUAAUUACCGACUCUAUGCUCCUGAUGUUUUAAAUUUUUACAUGGACAUCAGGCGUGCAAAGAAUGGACCUGAUGCUCAUAAGUAUGAGGACUGGAACGUUCCCGACGAGGUCCAAGGUUACAUAGAUGCAGGGCCGAAUUUUGAGAUCAUGCUGUAUGAUUUGAGAAAGCUCCCUAAGUUGGCUGCUGGUGACCUUCUUCACCGAUAUGAUCUUGUACAAAAGAUUGACGAUGAGAUUGAUCUGGGAGGCAUUGACCCAAAUGCCAUUCCUUGUUAUAAGGAACGCUAUCACAGUGGGGAAGCCAAGCAAUUGAAGACCCUUCUUAAUGAUAUAAAAAGGAUCAACCGCAAGAACAACAAGUUCCCAAAGAAGAAGAAGAAGAAGCCGAUCUCUGACUACCCGUCCGACAGUGAUGAUGAUGAUCCUGUCGAGGGUCCUCCUUAUGACUAUGCUGAUGAGUGUCGAGAGUUCACCCAACAGUACAACAAGGAGCAAAACAAGAACUUGGAGUUUUUGGGGGUGACUAGAGUUUACCUGGAUGAAAGUUACAAGACCCGAGUUCAUGUGUUCCGAGCUGCUGAUCCAUCCGCUGCCCGAGUGCCAAUCCUACUUGAAGCGCGUUGUUCCUAUCCUGAUAAUAGGUUGCUCCAAGUCAAGCCCUUUAAACCAGUUCCUGUCCGUGGAUUCGGAAAGACUUCUGGCCUCAGUGGAUUGGGAAAGCCUUCUGGCCUCCGUGGAAUGGGAAAUCGUUCUGGCCUCCAUGGAAUGGGAAAGCCUUGUGGUCAUUUGCUCUAUGAAUGUAAAUAAAUCUGUGUCUUGGAUGUGUAGUUCUAUAACAGACUCUGUGAGCUGAUAGUGUAGUUGUUCUCUAAUUUAUGGUGGAAGCAGUAGUUCAUCUGUUACCAUAAGUUAUGGUGGAAAUAGACCAGAAAGACUAUUUAUCUAUAACAGAUCUUCCUGAAUAUGUAUUAGGAUCGUUUGUUUACUACUUUGCCAGUUUGGAUGUGUAAUGCAAUGACAUGUAAUGGAGGCUUUUUGUCUGGACAGUGUUAUCUCCCUUUUGUGCUUGAAGCGUGAAUUAAGUUCAUCUCUCUCAUUUAAGAUUUUAG